CCUCGGUUGGGGUUGCCCCUCGGCUUUUCCCGGGCUCACGUCACGAUCUUGGUUCGAGUGGCCCGGGGUGGGAGACCUGGAAGUUUUAGCCUAGCUGUUCUCGUGGCGGAGAAAUUAGCCCAAGAAACGUUAUAUUCAUUUUUCUGGAUAUGCCGCAAAAGGAUCCGUGCCAGAAACAAGCCUGUGCAAUACAGAAAUGUUUACAAGCCAACAACUACAUCGAAUCAAAGUGUCAGGCUGUUAUCGAAGAACUGCGUAAGUGUUGUGCUCGAUAUCCCAAGGGAAGAUCUCUCGUCUGUUCAGGAUUUGAAAAAGAAGAAAACCAGACACUGAAGUCUCCAGCAAAGUAAAGUUCUGCUGAAGAAUUAAUUAAAUGCUGCUCCAUGUUUCUACCAAGCACAUUUUAUUUAUCCUCCUUUCUUUAGGCCAGGUAGCAGCAAAUAGCAAAAGAAAAAUCAACUGUAAGAGCUAGUGGAAUAUGCCAUCUAUGCAGAACAGAUGAUUUUAUUAAGACAUGUGUAGAAUGUCAUAAAAUUGAGCUGCUAAAAUAAACCUGUUUAAGUGAAAAA
Molecule: messenger RNA, 569 nt
Organism: Marmota monax (woodchuck)
Lineage: Eukaryota; Metazoa; Chordata; Mammalia; Rodentia; Sciuridae
Gene: Cmc4
Product: C-X9-C motif containing 4
Exons: 3
Coding region: 150-350 (66 amino acids)
Cellular component (GO): mitochondrial intermembrane space
Source: RefSeq, a predicted model, not a curated record